Messenger RNA from Phanerochaete carnosa HHB-10118-sp, 1570 nucleotides. RefSeq lists its product as uncharacterized. The record is from RefSeq and is a predicted model, not a curated record. Lineage: Eukaryota; Fungi; Basidiomycota; Agaricomycetes; Polyporales; Phanerochaetaceae. The transcript has 9 exons. Bases 70 to 1473 code for a protein of 467 amino acids.
CCCGGCGCCCAGGCGGCCCUCAGACUGUGCCUUGAAAAUAUCGCCUAUCAUAUUACGCGAUCCCGUAAGAUGCCGGUAUAUAACGUGACGAUCGACGACGCAAGUCCUCUUGUCCAGUAUGACCAGUGGUGGACCGAUUCUUCUCACACAGACCCCUUCUGGACGAAUUACACAGACCGCACGUUCCACCCGACCGAGCAAUUUGGCGCCGCUGCUACGGUGACCUUCAACGGCUCUGCUGUGUACAUCUUCGGAGCCAAGCGUCCAAAUCAUGACGUCUAUGCUGUGACUAUCGACGGCGCAACCACAACUGCAAACGGCUACAGCGGGUCUGCCAACAUCAACAUCUUCAACGCGACGCUGUUCAGCCAAACGGGUCUGGAUACCUCGGAACAGCACCAAAUCGCGCUGCAGAACAAGUACAGCACAUCGACACCAGCGUAUGUAGACCUCGAUUAUGUCAUCAUCACUUCUGGGGACGGGAACGCGAGUACGCAGUCUCAGGAUACCGUCUGGGAUGACGACCACGCCGAAUAUUCCAUUGGCUGGGACACCUCGCCAAACGGCUUACAGGACAACUACUAUAAUCAGACUAUGCACCGUACAAACGUUAUGAACGCAUCCGCAUCCGUGAUCUUCACGGGCAAUGCCAUUUCGAUUUACGGCGCUACCUCAACGAACCAUGGAUUAUUUUCUGUUUCUCUCGACAGCGCACAGCCCCUCAUUUUGAAUGGCACUACUCCGUCAUAUAUCGGGAUCCGCUACCAAAAUCUCCUGUAUUGGGCGGGCGGCUUAUCCAAUGGCCAACAUAAUGUUACUAUCGCGAACGUGGACAGCACUUUCCUGGACCUAGACAAGUUCGUAGUGUCUAAUUGGUCACAGCCAGACGCCAGUAGCACGACCAUCAGCUCUUCGCCGACAUCUUCCUCGAGCGCUGCUUCCACGAAGGCUCCGGGAGAUAAUGGCGGCGGCAGCACUACGCACCAUUCCUCAUCUGGACCAGUCAUCGGCGGUGUCGUUGCUGGCGUCGUGGUUCUUGCCCUCAUUGGCCUGGGCGCAUUCCUCUUCUACCGCCGGCGGUCGCGCCGGGGGUUGGACCGCAUCCAGUACUUGCGGCCCGGCAACGAGUCCAAAGGCGGUGACGUCCUCUCUGCCGCGGACGACCCCUUUGCCAUCGAGCCCUUCCCGGUCGUGAACUCCGUGCACAAACGUACGCCACUGAGCCCUUCGACGCACGCGGCCGGCCCGCAUGGUGCGUCGACCUUCGACACAUCAACGAUUUUGGGGACGGGGACGUCAGGGGACGUAGAGUCGGGGUACAUCGUCGCGAGCGCACACGCCCCAUGGCCAGACGAGAACCCGCAUAGAGACAUGCCGCCUCCAGACUACGCACAGGCAACUGCCACGAGCUCGUCACGCCGUAUGCUCCCGCCACCGCCUAUCCCGAACGAUCCACCACACCGCAAAUCAUGACAUGUACCUUGUCUAUAUCCCGCUCUCGCACGCUUUCACGCGCUCGUUUGUUGUUAUCUUAACCGGACUCUGAAACCUCAUGCUGGACAUCUCAUAC